Messenger RNA from Acanthosepion pharaonis, 495 nucleotides. Lineage: Eukaryota; Metazoa; Mollusca; Cephalopoda; Sepiida; Sepiidae. The record is from the annotation of a GenBank genome assembly.
AUGUGUGCCCCUCUCUCUCUCUCCCUCGCUCUCGCUAUCUCUCCUUCUCGCUCUCUCUCUCUCUCUCUCUCUCUCUCUCUCUCUCUCUCUCUCUCUCUAUGUGGAGAGACAGACGGAGAUAUCGACAAGGCUAGCAUGAAUAUGUAUGUGUACCUCUCUCUAUCCAUUACUUGUAUUACGAUAUAUAUACCCUUUCUCACACUUCCAUCUCUCUCUCGCUUCUCUCUCUCUCUCUCUCUCUCUCUCUCUCUCUCUCUCUCUCUCUCUCUCUCUCUCUCUCCCAUCCACCUAUCCUAUAAAAUACCUAUAUCUGCUCUGUUUAAUCUGAUUCUCUCUCUCUCUCUCUCUCUCUCUCUCUCUCUCUCUCUCUCUCUCUCUCUACUUCUGUCUUCUUUUCUUUUUCUCUUUCUUUCUUUCAUUUUCUCAAUUUUCAGUCUUUUUCUUUCAUUCUUUCUUUCGCUGCAAAAAGCCUACGCCCCAACUAUUUUACGGUAG